AUGAACAGAGGCUCAAAUCAGUUUGUUAAAACUGUAUAUGAAUACAAUCUGUCAAGGAAUGUGAGGGAGUUGAAUGAGAUUGAAACAUCUGUGCAUGUUGAAUCCAAUCAAUAUAUGGUGGAGGUUGGAGUGGGCACACCUCCAGUAAAAUCCCUUGCCAUUAUUGAUACAGGUAGUGACCUAAUAUGGGUGCCCUGUAAUUCUUAUCAAUGCAAAAAUGACAACAAUGGCUGCCCUGUCAAGGUUUCCUGCAAGAGCCCACUUUGUAAAUCCAUCCCCUCAUCAUGUGUUUCUGGUAGUUGCAAAUACCACUAUUCAUAUGGGUAUGGAAACAGUUCUAGUACUGGUAUUUUGUUGUCUGAGACAUUAACAUUUUCUUCAGGAAGCAUUUCAGAUAUAACACUGGGCUGCAGCUAUGAAAUCCAUGGAAUUCCUCAGGGAGUGGGCUUAAUAGGUCUUGGCAGGGGUCCACUGUCAUUAGUCUCCCAAUUGGGUUCCAGGAUCAACCACAAGUUCUCCUAUUGUUUGGUCCCCAACAGAUCUGGAACAUCUCAUCUAAUAUUUGGAGACUUACAGAGUUCAGUAGUCUCUAACAUGAAAUCUACCCCACUGAUACAAAACCCUGUCAUGAAAAGAGCUUCUUAUUAUUAUGUAGGAUUAAAUGGUAUCAGUGUGGGAGGCAAUUUGUUGGGUUUGCCAAAGGGUGUUUUUGACUUCAGCCCUAAUGGAAGAGGAGGGUUAGUAAUUGACUCAGGGUCACAACUUACAUAUUUAGAUAGCAGAGCAUACAAUCCUUUGAGAAAUGCCUUGCAAUCUGCAAUCAAUCUUCCUCUUGCUGAUGGCUCUAAGCUUGGCCUGGAUUUGUGCUACCAGUUAUAUAGCAAUGUGAAUGCUCCUGAUAUAACAUUUCACUUUCAGGGAAGAACAGAUUACAGUGUGCCUAAGGAAAACUAUUUGAUCCAAAGUAAGGGUGAAUCAAUUCCAGAAUGGACUCCGCCGGAUAAGGGGUGGAUUAAGAUAAAUUUCAAUGGCGCUUUGAGGGGCAACCUAGGAGUCUCUGGAGUUGGGGUAAUUGCUCUAGAUGAUUGGGGCAAUACUCUGGCCAUUGGUGCUAAAAGAUUGGUGGAUGGAUCGAACAACAUUGCUGAGUGUCAAGCGGCGUUAGAAGCCAUUCUCAUGGCUAAGAAAUUGGGAGUGAAGAAACUCCAUUUGGAGGAAGACUCUCAGAUCAUGGUGAACGGGAUAGCUUGA
This is a messenger RNA of Cryptomeria japonica (Japanese cedar), 1251 nucleotides long. Its product is annotated as aspartic proteinase nepenthesin-1-like. Lineage: Eukaryota; Viridiplantae; Streptophyta; Pinopsida; Cupressales; Cupressaceae. The transcript has 2 exons. Gene Ontology annotation, cellular component: extracellular region. Bases 1 to 1251 code for a protein of 416 amino acids. Gene Ontology annotation, biological process: proteolysis. The record is from RefSeq and is a predicted model, not a curated record. Gene Ontology annotation, molecular function: RNA-DNA hybrid ribonuclease activity; aspartic-type endopeptidase activity; nucleic acid binding.